Chiroxiphia lanceolata (lance-tailed manakin) is the source of this 1561-nucleotide messenger RNA. RefSeq names its product AUP1 lipid droplet regulating VLDL assembly factor (gene AUP1). The transcript has 12 exons. Bases 44 to 1339 code for a protein of 431 amino acids. NCBI's taxonomy places the organism in Eukaryota, Metazoa, Chordata, Aves, Passeriformes, Pipridae. Gene Ontology annotation, molecular function: ubiquitin binding. Gene Ontology annotation, cellular component: membrane. The record is from RefSeq and is a predicted model, not a curated record.
GGCGGCGGGUGCGGGGCGGCCGUGAGGCGGCGGCGCGGCGGGGAUGGAGCCGCCUGCGGCCCCGGGCCCCGAGCGGCUCUUCGAUUCGCACCGGUUCCCGACCGAUGGGUUUCUGCUCCUGGCCCUGUUGCUCUACGCGCCCGUGGGGCUCUGCCUGCUCGUCCUGCGCCUUUUCAUCGGUGUCCACGUGUUCCUGGUCAGCUGUGCCCUGCCCGACAGCGUCUUGCGGCGGUUUAUUGUCCGUGUGAUGUGCUCCGUGCUGGGGCUGCUGGUGCGGCAGAACGACCCGCGGCUGCGCGGGGCCGGCGCCAAGGUCUUCAUCGCCAACCACGUCACCCCCUUCGACCACAACGUCGUCAGCCUGCUCACCUCCUGCAACACGCCUGCGCUGAAUGGUGCCCCAGGGUUCAUCUGCUGGUCCAGGGGAUUCAUGGAGCUGGGAGUGAUGGGCAGCAGGGCGGAGCUGGUGGAUUCCCUGAAGGAAUACUCGUCCCAGCGAGGGAACCCACCACUGCUGCUGUUCCCAGAGGAGGCGGCCACCAACGGCCGGGCCGGGCUGCUCCGCUUCAGCUCGUGGCCCUUCUCCAUCCUGGAUGUUGUGCAGCCCGUUGCCCUGCAGGUCCGGAGGCCGUUGGUGGCAGUGAGCGUGGCCGACUCCUCCUGGAUCACGGAGCUGCUCUGGACCUUCUUCGUUCCCUUCACAGUAUAUCAAGUAAGGUGGAUGCCGUCUGUCCCCAGGCGAGCGGACGAGCCGAGUGAGGACUUUGCGCUCCGAGUUCAGGAGCUCUUGGCCAUGGAGCUGGGUGUGGUAUCCACACGGAUCACCGCCGCCGACAGGACUGAGCACAUGAAGAGGCUGCGGCACACGGCACGGCUGCCCUUUGCCCCAGCCUCGAGUCAGCGCCUGGUAGCCCAGCCCAGGGUGCCCCCCCAUCUGCCUGGAGGUGCUCCUGAGGACGUGCAGGUCGUGGCCAUGGCACAGCAGGUCAAGGAGGUGCUGCCUCACGUGCCCCUGGAGGUCAUCAGGACAGACCUGGCCCAGACCAACUGUGUGGACACCACGAUUGCCAACUUGCUGGAGGGGAGAGUUUCCUUCUUCCCUGAGAGUCAGGAGGCUGGUACUGACCUGCCUACCCUGUCUACCUCCCAGGCUGCAGCUGCUUCUGGCAUCCAGGGCUCCGUGGCUGCGCCUUCUGCCAAGACGGCUACAAAGCAGUUUGCAAAGUCCCCCGUGGAGCGUCACCUGUCCUUGCAGGAGCGGAAACGAGCCUUGUACGACUAUGCCAGGAGGCGGUUCACCGAGAAGCACGGCGUGGCAAGGGCCGGCGGCAGCCUCUAACGGGCCCGGGCCGGCGGCGGCCCGUGAGCGGAGGCCCUGCCCGCACCGGCCCGGAGCCCGUGACCGGCUCGGAGCCCGUGACCGGCCCGGAGCCCGUGACCGGCUCGGAGCCCGUGACCGGCCCGGGCCGGCGGCGGCACCGGCGCGCGCGGGCCCCACGCGGACGGGACGGGCGGGGGGCGGGGGCGCCCCCUGGCGGCGAAAAUAAACGGCGGCAGCGUC